Messenger RNA from Coregonus clupeaformis (lake whitefish), 1375 nucleotides. RefSeq names its product required for meiotic nuclear division 1 homolog (gene rmnd1). Bases 427 to 1263 code for a protein of 278 amino acids. Lineage: Eukaryota; Metazoa; Chordata; Actinopteri; Salmoniformes; Salmonidae. The record is from RefSeq and is a predicted model, not a curated record. Gene Ontology annotation, biological process: positive regulation of mitochondrial translation. The transcript has 12 exons.
UAGAACUCAAUUAGCUCACUGGACCACCUUAGACUCUGUUCAUCAUAGGACCUGUCAUUCAAACACACACUCCCAACAGCAUGGCUGGACUGUCAGAGGAGACAGGAAGCGAGAUGUUUUGUAUGUGUCACAACGUUUCAGCACCGGUGUUGUGUCACUAUCAGCUAUCAUUGGUCAUCCCACCUCCACCAGACAUUGGGGUGUCAGUAUACAGAGGAGGCUCUAUUCAACGGCCCCUAUUAAAUCAGUGAUUAAACCAGUGACCAUGCCAGGAAGUGGGAAGAAACUUCCUAAAGGCCCCAGGACCAAACAACCAUCCAGAACCAAUCAGCCGACCCCAAAGGAGGACAAGGGACAAUACAGGGACACACUUUAUACAUCAGAGCACAUAGACCUGAGCACUGAUGGCUGGUGAAACAAGAUAUUAUGCAGUGCAUUGCUUUUGCAACAGCGGACCAGUAUCAUUUGCCAACACUCUGCCAUGACCUCAUAGCCCAUGGCUUCUACGAAAUAGAUUUACCAAGAGAUGCCUCAAAUGUACUUGUAAUAUGCACUGACAAUGCCCAAAAACCCAGUGACAAUGCAACAAUGUUCUUCUUCAGGGAGGGAUCAGUGGUCUUUUGGAAUGUUGAAGAGAAAACGAUGAAGAAAGUGAUGAGGAUCCUGGAGCAGCAUGAGAUUCAGCCCUACGAGGUAGCUCUGGUCCACUGGGAAAAUGAAGAGAUCAACUACAGUAUUGGAGAGGGAAACUCAAAACUACAACAUGGUAACUUCCUGCUGAACAAUGAAAUAUAUCCUGACGAGGCCGUGCUGGAUAAAUUUGCAUUCUCAAAUGCCCUUUCUUUGUCAGUGAAACUGGCUAUAUGGGAGGUGGCUUUGGAUCACUUUGUGGAGUCGAUUCAGUCCAUCCCAGAGAUGCUGAAAUCUGGGAAGAAAAUAAAGCUGUCCAGAGCAGAGGUCAUGCAGAAAAUUGGAGAACUCUUUUCUCUGAGGCACUGUAUCAACCUGAGCUCUGACCUGCUGAUCACGCCAGACUUCUACUGGGACAGAGAGAACCUGGAGAUGCUCUAUGACAAGACCUGUCAGUUCCUUAAUAUCAACCGCCGGGUCAAGGUAGUGAACGAGAAACUGCAGCACUGCACUGAGCUGACAGACCUGAUGAGGAACCACCUGAGUGAGAAGCACAGCUUAAGGCUAGAGUGGAUGAUAGUCAUCCUCAUCACUAUUGAGGUGAUGUUUGAACUUGGCAGAGUGAUCUUCUGAAGAGCUGCAUCAGUGACGAUGAAAUAAAAAUACUGACAAAAUAUAUAUUUUUGUAAGUACAUUACAUCAUGAUCAUAAUUAACAAGACAUUAAAAAGAAGGCUAAACUUUUA